UAAAUCUAGAUUGAUAUCUACACAUUGGUGUCCAACUCAGGGUACCACAGAAGAAAAAAGACAACUAAAGGAACACCUGGACAAAAUAUAUUUGAGGAAUGAGCGUCGUUGUUCCCGAACCCCCUUGUAUGGCAGAGACUUGUUAGAAAUUUGUUCGUGGAUCAAUGAAAGAAAAAUUUCUCAGCACUAUCCUGCCAGGAUUAACAAAUGGGGCUGGGCUGGCUUUGCAAAUUGCUUUCCAUAUUCAAGUACUUCGGAGAUUCUAAAGGAUCCACUGCAAGAACUCAUUCUGACACUAAAGCACCAAAAGAUUGCCCUGAAGGAUAUUGUUACUAGAGGCCUCUGUGUGUUGCCAGCUGUAGUUGUUGCUCCUCCAUGUUUGUAUGUAGCAAAUCCUCCUUAUUCAUAUACCCAUGAAAUGAAGGUCUUCAAGUUUAAUCUGAAGGAACAGCUACUGUCCUUCUUCCAUCCAGUGCAGCAGAUAGCAAGGCCUCAUUUUAUACAGUUUCCAGACCCCCAACUGGUGCAACUUGAUUCAGGCAAGAUGGAAGCGCUAGCUGUUUUGCUUCAGAAAUUGAAAGGAAGAGGGCAUCGUGUACUGAUUUUGACGCAGAUGAUUCCAAUGCUUGAUAUACUGGAGCUUUUCUUAGACUUCCAUUUUCUCACGUACAUAAGAGUUGGUAAGACUGAUGCUCACGUUUGCCAUUAUCUGGAAUCCAUAAAAAGCUUCAACCAAGACAAGAGAUUCUUCUGUGCUAUUGUUUCUUCCCACACUCCUUCUACAGGUGUCAGCCAUGUAGAUGCGGACACUGUUGUGUUCUAUGAUAUUGAUUUAGAUCCACUGUCAGAUAAAAAGGCUAAAGAGUGGUGUGAUAGAAUUGCAAGAGGCAGAGAUAUUCACAUAUACAGGCUUGUAAGUGGUAAUUCUGUAGAAGAGAGGCUGUUGAAAAAUGGUAUUAAACAUCUGAUUCAAGAAGUGGCUACUCAGGGAGAUGACUGUUCAGGAGAAUUUUUAACUCAGGCUCUUUGUACUGAGUGUGGAAAAGAGGAUUCCAAAAAGUUUACAGAAGAGACACGAUCUGACAUAAGAGAUGACAUAGAUUCAGAGUUGUAUAAUUCAAGAAAUACCACGGCUCCUUCGCAGUUAGAAGAGCUGGCUAGCUUUGUGGAUCAGCUUACACCAAUUGAAAAAUAUGCAUUGAAUUUCUUGGAAUCGUCUCAUACUAUGAAUGAUCAAAAAAGCAAGAAAGUCAGCAAGGAGUUAAAAACUGCAAACAUAAAAUGGGAAUACCAGCAUGCCGAGGAGCUGAAAAAGGCAAAAGAAAAAACUCAGCAGGCAGUGAAAGAAGAACUCUUAACCUAUACCAGACAGGAUGCUUACAACAUGGAAUUUGUCUGUGAAAGACCAGAUGGACAAGUAGAAGUUAUGCCUAUUUGGACUCCCCCUGUUGUACCUGAGAAUCACAAUGAUGUCUACACUGAUUCUGUUAUGUGUCUGAUGUACAGUAGUACCCCAAUACCAGAGUCUAAGCUUCCACCUCCGUUUGUCAGGAAGGCACGUAAGCGGCAGAGAACAGAUCUGCCUUCUCCAGGUGAAAGAAAGAAACAUUGCCGUAGAAGGAUUCCUCCACCUUCGCUUUUUGAUCAAGUGACUCCAAGAACAUUGAAAACACGACAAAAGAGCAAAGCCCAGAAGGCCCACCUCUUGGUAAAACAGCAAGUGUAUUUUGCAAGACCUUUGUCAGCUCACAUCAAGUCAGCUGCUGGCACUUGGCAAGAUAGUCCUGCAUGGCUAAUUAGUGAAGAUGUGGCACUGUUAAAAGCGGUGAAACAGUUACUGGCACUUCCUUUAAACCUUGCUAUCCUGUCGCCAGCGCAGACAGUGAACUGGGACUUUGUCAGCGAUGUUGUUAACUCUUGUAACUAUGUUUGUCGCUCCCCAGAACAAUGCCAAAAUCAUUACAUAAAAACAUUUGUAGGUGCAGAAGGAAAGAACAUAAAUGGUUAUCCUCUUCGUGUUAGACAAGCCUAUCCUAAAGACAAGAAUUCUGAGCAUAAUCAAAUCUAUAUGAACCAUUUUGAGCUGAUGACAAUGACUGCUAGAAAAAGAAGUUUCUCAAACAGGUUUCUUGUAGGCAACUAUGACAAGCCAUUUAUGUCUGAAGUUGUUUCCAGCUCUGCAGAGCCUAUGACGACAAUGGAAAAGGCAUUGACUGAAGAUGUAGUAGCUCCACAGCUGCAGGAGUGGCAGCCUCCUCAGAAGCAAGAUGAGGGACAAACAGUGGAGCAAGUCCAAACUCAGUCAACCACAAUGGGGAACACAGGCCUCAGGAAGUAUGCUCACUCCAGCCACAGCUACAUUGCAGCAGAUGUCCACAGUACCCGCUGUUGCAGCACAGCCGAACCUGUAACUCCCUGUCAGUUUUUUCAAGCAGAAGCACUCGACAGCAUGCGUUGUGACUCUCAGUCUGAUGGCAACUGUAUACAUGCAGAUACUUUAGAUGAUUCAGUUUAUGUUAGGUAAUCUUUUACUUUACAUUCUGCUGUUGAAAAUAAAUGCCUCAAGUCGUUAGUAAAUAUCAUUGUUCACUUUUAAAUUGGCAAUAUGUGAAAAUGAUGGGAGAACACUCUUUCAUUAAGUCCUUUACUCUUCAGAUAACAGUGUAGUUCAUUUUAAUUACAUACAAAUAUGUUGGUAUUUAAAAUUACAUUUUCUGUCACUUCUUUUCAAUUUUAUCUUAAAUACAUCCACAUUCUAUACUUUUAGCUAGUAACA
Cygnus olor (mute swan) is the source of this 2776-nucleotide messenger RNA. RefSeq names its product E1A-binding protein p400-like. The record is from RefSeq and is a predicted model, not a curated record. The transcript is spliced from 17 exons. Lineage: Eukaryota; Metazoa; Chordata; Aves; Anseriformes; Anatidae. Bases 419 to 2524 code for a protein of 701 amino acids.